This is a messenger RNA of Lingula anatina, 1276 nucleotides long. RefSeq lists its product as uncharacterized. Lineage: Eukaryota; Metazoa; Brachiopoda; Lingulata; Lingulida; Lingulidae. The record is from RefSeq and is a predicted model, not a curated record.
UUGAGGGCCGUGGGUGCAGGCCGUCUUCUAAAAGCAGCUGUGUGGCAUUCGUCUGGACAACGCAUCUGUGCUACAACCAGGCCCCUACAACCAGGACAAUGCUUAAAUGCCCAAAGCUGCAAAAUCUGCAUAAAAUCAGGCAGGUGGACGGAACUGUUCCCUUACACCAAGGAAUCAAUUAUGUGAGCAGUAGGGGCAUUUGUACACCCUUGCAGUCACACGGUGUAGCCCUAUGCCAAGGCAGAAUCAUUUACUCAUCAGGAACACCAGUUACAGCUUGUGGUCAGGGGAAGACAGAGCCAGUGAAUAGCACCAGGAGGAUUUGUACAACAGCAGGGUUGCCUUUUCACUUAUGGAGAGCAGCGUUUCAGCCUUUUCCAAUGACGCCACUCCUUCACAACACAAAGGUCAAUAUGAGGAAAAGCACAUCACACCUUGAAAAGACAUCACUGCUUUACCGAGCUCCCCCCAUACAAGUGAACAACAGAAGUUUUAAUACUACCACAACAAGGACAGAAAGCAAGGAAGAUGACGUACCGCCUGUUCCAUACGGGGCGAACUUGCAAAACACCAUUAGCAACCAUAAAUGGAUCAAGGAUGACGGCUUGGACAAGAACAGGCACAUUUUAAUUUUCCACUCCACUGAUUACAGGAUGCUUCGUUACUGUGGACCCGUAUCCGUAACAACUAUGGUAUUUUUGGCCUCUGCUUUUACUUAUAAGUUCUCGGACUAUUUGGUUGGGUUCCCACAUAAUAUUGACGCUCUGGAACAUCCAGCUGCCAAAGUAAUAAUGGUAUGGGCCAUAACUGUGCUUUACUGUGUGCCCAUUGUCUUGUUUUCUUAUAUGCAUCCAUGGAGGUUAUAUUAUGAUCUUAUUACUGGGAAGUAUACUAUCAUUGCCCCUGGCAUGCUGCUUGUCAAUAAGACGAAGGUGGAGUGCUCGCUGAGUGAAAUGUUCAGGCCUAAGUAUUUAAAGAAUAUGGGGUUUAAAGUGAGGAAUAGGAUAUACUUGUGGACAGAUGGGGCGCCGAUGAAUGAAGUCAUGAUACAACAAUUGAUGAUGACUGCCCAGGAAAACUCACUGCAGAAGAAGAAUUCACCUAAGUAGGGAAUUGAUGUCUCUUCAUUAUGAAUGGUGACAAAUGUGUCUGCCUGAAAGUCUCAGACUUGAUAAUGUGCUGAAGGCAGUGUUAACAGCGUUAUAUACCAGAUCCUAAGAGUUUGGAUUAUUGUAGUAAAUUUGUGGUUUUGUUUGAUCAAAAAAGCAAAAUGCAA